Messenger RNA from Hyla sarda, 5729 nucleotides. It is a transcript of the gene GK5, whose product is annotated as glycerol kinase 5. The coding region runs from base 253 to 1659 and encodes 468 amino acids. Gene Ontology annotation, molecular function: glycerol kinase activity. Lineage: Eukaryota; Metazoa; Chordata; Amphibia; Anura; Hylidae. The transcript has 17 exons. Gene Ontology annotation, cellular component: mitochondrion. Gene Ontology annotation, biological process: glycerol-3-phosphate biosynthetic process; triglyceride metabolic process; glycerol metabolic process. The record is from RefSeq and is a predicted model, not a curated record.
GGCGGAGCCUGGACCAUGGGCUCUGUCCGGAACGGAUACCGGGAGCGGCUGGUGCUGGCCGUGGAUGUGGGUAGCACUGUCCUGCGCUGUCACGUGUAUAACGCGGCUGCGGAGACUUGUGGGAGCGCGGAGGACAAGUGUAUAACAGAAAAUGUCUGACAUGUGAGAAGACUUGAUUGGUGGGGUCCGGGUGCUGAGACCACUAAAACGAACAAAAUAAAAGUGUUGUAUCCCCGUCGUGGACAUGUGGAGAUGGACCCCGAGGAGCUAUGGAAGCAGUUUGUGACUGUAGUAAAGAAGGCAGUGAAAGAUGCGGGUAUCCACUUGAAUCAAGUCGCUGGUCUUGGUAUCUCAACACAAAGGGCGACGUUCAUUACCUGGAACAAAAAGACUGGCGAGCCUUUUCAUAACUUUAUCAGCUGGCAAGACCUGCGGGCAGCGGAUCUGGUCAGUUCUUGGAACAGCUCCUUACUAUUAAAGUCAAUUCAUGGUUCCUGUAAAUUCCUCCAUUUCUUCACUCGAAGAAAACGUUUCUUAGCAGCAAGCCUGAUCAAUUUUACCACUCAGCACGUGUCCCUACGGCUGGUUUGGGUCUUACAAAACAUUCCUGAGGUACGCCAAGCAGCAGAAGAGGGCAAUUGUUGUUUUGGUACCAUUGACACUUGGCUGCUCUAUAAACUCACAAAUGGCUCUGUACAUGCUACCGACUACUCAAAUGCAAGUGGCACUGGAAUAUUUGACCCUUACUUGAUGAGCUGGAGCUCCUUCCUCUGCACACUCAUGUCCAUCCCCCUGUCUAUCUUUCCUCCCGUGGAGGAUACCAGUCACAACUUUGGAGAAGUGGAUCCAAGCAUUUUUGGAGUUGGGAUUCCUAUUCUGUCAUUGGUCGCAGACCAACAGGCUGGAAUGUUUGGCCAGUGCUGUUUUGAUGUGGGGGAUGUAAAGUUGACAAUGGGAACGGGAACAUUUUUGACAAUCAAUACUGGGAAUAAUCUGCACACUUCUAUAGAGGGCCUAUACCCACUAGUGGGUUGGAAGAUCGGCAAUGAGCUGGUGUGUGUAGCAGAGGGUAAUGCCUCCGAUACAGGGACAGCUAUCAAGUGGGCACAAGAGCUGAAUCUUUUCACAGAUUUUCCGGACACUGAAUUAAUGGCCAAAAAUGUCCCGGACAGUGAUGGGAUUUACUUUGUACCGUCUUUUACAGGCCUGCAGGCUCCAGUGAAUGAUCCCUACGCAUGUGCCUCCUUCAUGGGACUGAAGCCUUCCACCACAAAGUGCCAUCUCGUACGAGCCAUUCUGGAGUCAGUGGCUUUUAGGAAUAGGCAGCUCUAUGACACGAUGCAGAGAGAAACCUCUAUUAAAAUCUCAAAAAUAAGGGCUGACGGAGGAGUUAGUAACAACAGUUUCGUGAUGCAGAUGACAGCAGAUUUGUUUGGCCAAACCAUUGAUAAACCAAAACACACAGACAUGUCCUCCCUGGGAGCUGCUUUUCUAGCUGGUUUAGCUGUAGGUGUCUGGUCUACCAAAGAGGAGCUGAAGAAGCUUAGACAUCCAGAAGUCUUGUAUGAGCCACAGCUCAAACUCAAAGAUUAUGAGUCCUCCAUGUCUAGUUGGGAACUGGCAUUACUGCGAUGCUCCAACUGGUACAAUGACUCUUAGAAAAUACUAAGUGCUAUAACCUUUAUGUCCUGAGGACACUGGAGCGAUGACAUUUGGCAACUAUGGACACCAGGUGUAUUGUACCCAUCGCCUUUGAAGGAGACUAUGAAGGACAUGGCUGACACCGCUUACCUGAGAAAGAAAAGUAAUGUGAACCUAUCUCUGCCCGUACCUUUGUUUCACAUUAAUGUCAGAGUAGUGUCAUUUAUUACUGGAUUGGUAGAGUGCUCCUCUUCUAAGCUUUAAUGCUGCUUGUACAGUAAGUUACGUGCCUUGAUGUGGUGGCAAUUCCUUGGCCGGAAGGGAGUCUUUCAACACUAUUUAUAGCUCAUGAUGUGAUGUCUUCAAAACCUGCGCAUAGGUGGAUCUGAUCCAGACACAGUUGUUGCCUCAGAUGUUUUAGCUAUAGUUGUUGAAUAUAAUGGAUCCGCUGCCCUUGAUAGUUCAUGGUCUGUUAUCGCAUUUGGUCUGAAUAAUAUAUGUGAAGGCUUAGAUUUAUCAGAGUGUUCAUACUACAAAAGUUGUUCUUGUGACUUCAUUCACUACAGAAUUUUUUUUUUUUUUUGUGUUUUGGGUCUUAACGACAUCGGACGUAAAUGUAUGUCAUGGUGCGGUGGUACUUAACGCGCCAUGACGUACAUUUAUGCCAUGUGCGGCAGGUCCCGGUUGCUAUCAGCAGCCGAGGACCCGUUGGUAAUGGUGGACAUCAGCGAUUGUGCCGAUGUCUGCCAUUAACCCCUCAGAUGCCGUGAUCAAUGCAGAUCGCGGCAUCAUCGACAGUGCAGCACUUAAUAUGGAUGAUCGGAUCCCCUGCGGGGGUCUUCUGCUCUGGUCUGAGAUCGAGCAGACCAGAGCAGAAGAUGACCGAUAAUACUGAUCAGUGCUAUACCUUAUGCAUAGCACCAAACAGUAUUAGCAAUUAAAGGGGUUGUGCGGUGCCCUGCCUUUCGGAGCUCUGCUCACAGUGUCCGGAAGUUCAUUACUCUGAACGUUGUGUGCGGGCUUCCGUGUUCGCGGCCGCCGGGCGUGACGUCACGCCUGGCCCCUCGUGACGUCUCGCCUGCCCCCUCGUGACGUCACACCCCCUUCCCAUAGACUUUGGUAGAGGGGGCGGGCGUGACGCCCAGUGGCCGCGAACAUGGAAGCCCGCACACAGCGUUCGGAGUAAUGAACUUCCGGACGCUGUGAGCGGAGCUCCGAAAGGCAGGGCAGUGCACAACCCCUUUAACUGAUUUCUAUUAAUAGUCCCCUAUUGGGACUAUUAAAGUGUUUAAAAAAAAUAUAGUGAAAAAUCCCCUCCCCCAAUAAAAAGGUAAAACGUCAGUUUUUUCCAUUUUACCGCCAAAAAAAGUAGGAAAAAAAUGAAUAAACAUAUUUGGUAUCGCCACGUGCAUAAAUGUCUGAACUAUUAAAAUAUAAUGUUAAUUAUCCCGUAUGGUGAACAGUGUAAACGUAAAAAAAAAAGUCAAAAAUUGCAGCUUUUUUGACACAUCAUAUUCCAAAAAAAUGUAUAAAAAAUUUAUUAAAAGUUUUAUAUACGCUAAUGUGGUAUCAAUAAAAAGUACAGAUCACGGCACCAAAAAUUAGCCCCCAUACCGCCGCUUAUACGGAAAUAUGAAAAAGUUAUAGGUUGUCAAAAUAGAGGGAUUUUAAAUAUACUAAUUUGGUUUUAAAAGUUUGAGAUUUUAAGUGGUACAUUUAAUAGAAAAGUAUGUAAUCAUGGGUAUCAUUUUAAUCGUAUUGACCCACAGAAUUAAAAAAAAAAAAAUGUAAUUUUACCAUAAAUUGUACAGCAUGAAAACGAAACCUUCCAAAAUUUGAUAAAUUUCGUUUUUCUUUUCAAUUUUGCUACACAAAUAGUAUUUUUUGGGUUGCACCAUACAUUUUAUGAUAUAAUGAGUUAUGUCAUUACAAAGGACAACUGGCCGCGCAAAAGUCAAGCCCUCAUACUAGUCUGUGGAUGAAAAUAUGAGUUAUGAUCUUUAGAAGGCGAGGAGGAAAAAACGAAAAUGCAAAAAUAAAAUUGGUCUGGUCCUUAAAGGGGUACUCCGCCCCUAGAUAUCUUAUCCCCUAUCCAAAGGAUAGGGGAUAAAAUGUCUGAUCGCGGGGGUCUGCUGCUGGUAACCCCCGUGAUCUCGGCUGCAGCACCCCGCUGUCAUUACUGCACAGAGCUAACUCUCUCCGUGCGUAAUGACGGGUGAUACAGGGGCCGGAGCAUCGGGACGUCACAGCUCCGCCGCCUUAAUGCAAGUCUAUGGGAGGGGUGGGCUAUGAUGUGACGAGGGGGCGGAGCCAUGACAUCAUGAUACUCCGGCCCCAGUAUCGCCGGUCAUUACGCACAGAGCGAGUUUGCUCUGUGCAGUAAUGACAGCGGGGUGCUGCAGCCGAGAUCACGGGGGUCCACAGCAGCGGGACCUCCGCAAUCAAACAUUUUAUCCCCUAUCCUUUGGAGUCCUUAAGGGGUUAAGUGUUCCUUAAAUAUUAGGCAGUUAUAUUAUAGACAAUAUCCUUACAUAUUGUUAGUAGCAGAAUCAUGUCCUGCUACAAGUGAAGCGAGUUGAACCUGAAGGAUGGCAGCCAGGGGGGAAUCGGAUUCCUUUUAUACAGCAAUCUCCAUCUCUUUAUGGAAAAGUCUAUGUAGCAGAUCUUCAAAUCUCUGGGACUUGAUGCAGAUAAAAAAAUGUUUUUUUCCCUUAACCGAGCAACACCGCAGUAAUGCCCUGUUUACACUUCAUGCAAGUCAGGGGAGGUAGACCUCUGUUUUGGGAUCACUCUGCAUGCCUCCUUUUUGGCAUACGCCUUGUUUUGGUGUCACACCGUAAGCCAUUCUUUUGACGUAUGCCUCUGUUUCGGCAUUAUGCCGCAUACCUCUAUUUUGGCAUCGCUCAGUAUGCCUCCAUUUUGUCGUAUGCCACCCAUUGACUCCAAUUGUAAAGAAACAAAACAUACAAAAAGAAAAAGAAACAGUGGUGGGCUUUUGUAUGAAAAAUGUAGCCUGCUGUCGUAUACACCAAACAUUGAGCUUAUGAGACAUUUAGUCACAUUAAGUUACAUGGAAAAAAUCUAUAGUGUUUCUGAAGGAGUCGGAAAUGUUUUUUCCUCUAGGUUUUCAAUAUUCUUUUUCGGCCAGUAGUUCUAUACUGUAACCUUAGGACACAUUCAUAUCGCUGUAAUGUGGCUACAGGUAACAGCUGUAUCUAAUGUGCCAAGAAUGGGACCGAAUACCAGGACAAACUAGAAAACCUGGCCUAGAGGUUCUCUUGCUGCACUUCACUUUAUUACUGGAUAGUGAACAUAUUGUUCGCUAUUAUCAGUCAUUUUACGCACUUGAGGGGAUUCUUUGAAACUAAGGAGCACUUUCAUGGGAAGUAGAAAAGUUGUCCCUUUUGGUAGUUAUUAUUAAGAUUUAAGAUAUGGAUUUGACUAUUUUUGCCUCUCUGAGCUGGUGCAAAGGAUGAUAAAUUCCCUUAGAGUUGCCUUAAGUCAUUGUUUCCCAACCAGGGUGCCUCCAGCUGUUGCAUAACUACAACUACAAUGAGGCUAAGAUAAAACUUAACUUUUACUUAAAUGAGUAGAUAACAACAAAUAGGGUACACACAAAUGGACAUAAAUAAAUGGGGAUAGGGAUGAGUGGUACAGGAGAAGCCCUAACCUAAAGACCCUAAUAUAUAGAGGAAAUCGUCAUUUCUAGGUGUGGAAAUGGGGAGAGGGAUAAUUGACAAAAAUUACAAUACAAUGACAAGUGGCAGACCUACCUCUCUUGCCAACGCGUUUCACCUCUAGCGUCACAGGGGCUCAUCAGGGAUAAGAGGAAACCACAGUAUUAUAGAUGUAGGUAGAUACAGUUUACCACAUAGAUAGUGCUAAUGUAGUUCGACAUAUUACAAUAAAUGGAACAGAUAGGUGUCCAAAGGAGUUUUAAAGAAUGUGAAAGGGAGUCUGGGUCAGUCAGUCAGAUGUACGUCACAAACAUACGAAGAAUACAAUACUGGAUUUAGAGAGUACUAGAGAUGAGCGAACUUACAGUAAAUUCGAUUCGUCACGAACUUCUCGGCUCGGCAGUUGAUGAC